AUGAAGUGUCUGAGCUUCUUUUGGAAGAAAGCCGGGGCCAGAGAAGAUGCACAGAGAUCGUCUGCUUCCUCCAGUUGCCGUGGAAACUCCAUAUCCUGUGAGUCGAGCUCUGCCGAGGCCAGCAGCAAGCCUUCGAUUAGAACCAUCGCUGCCCUGUGCGAGGAGAAGAUAGGCAGCCUGAGGGCCUUCGACCUCUCAGAGCUCCACGUGGCCACCAGUGGCUUUAGCUGGAGGACGAAGAUCGGGGAAGGCGGCUUUGGGAGCGUCUACAGGGGCCUCCUCGAGCCAUCUGAUCCCCAACAGAGCGAGAUAAUGCAAGUUGCCAUUAAGAAGCUAAACCAGGGCAGCCUUCAGGUGACCGAGUCGUCGGCCCUCGCUUUCAAAACCCAGAACCCCAACAUUAUGCAAAAUGUUAUUCAUUUUUAGGGAGUUUUCUUCGAUGUUUUAUCAUAUAUGAUGUUAUUUUGAUCUGGGUUUUUACGAAAUGUUCAUGUUUGAAUCUUGUUUUCUACGUAAUUCUGAGACCCAGGCUGGUGACAACUUUUAAAAAGGAUUCAAAAUCUUCUCCAUUUUUAGAGAGUUUUCUUCGACGUUUUAUGAUAUAGGAAUUCUGUUUUCUACAUAAUUAUCAGAUUCAGGGUGUUGAGAAGUUUAAUAGAGUAUUAAAAAUCUUGCUUUUAUUCAAAAUCUUCUCCAUUUCUACAGAGUUUUCCGAUUUGAAGCAUAUAGGAUGAUGCUUUGAUCUGGGUCUUUACGAAAAUUUCAUGUUUCAAUUCUUUUUUCCCGCAAUUCUCAGACUCGGGUUGGUAACAAGUUUUAGACAUCUUCUUCAGUACUCAGAACACUGAACCCAGAACAUCUUCUUCAAUUUUUAAUGAUAUAAAAUCAUGUUUUGAUCUGGGUUUUUUUUGACGUAAGUUUCAGUAUCGAGAAAAAACCUUAUCGCUACCGUCUUCAGAACCCAAACCCUAAAAUAGUCCAAAAUAUUUUCCAUAUUUGGAGAAAAUUUUCGAAUUUUAUAAUAUAAGAUCAUGUUUAACCUGUGUUUUCUCAUAAUUUCCAUUCUCAGGGGAAGAUGAGUUUUUGCUGUCAUUUGCGAUACUCAUAAGCCUCAAAAUAAUGCAAAAAUCCUCUCAGUAUUCCAAAAGUUUUUCAGUGUUCAAUAAUAUAAGAUUAUGCUCUGAUUUGGGUUUUUAUUUAAUUUUCACUCGUAGGGGAAUAUAACAUUUUCAUGCCUCAUCCUAAUACCAAUAGGUAUUAUUCUAAUCAUGCAAAAUACUCUUCUAUUUUUCCAUUUUGUAUACGUUUUUUUGUGUCAUAUAGGUAUUAUGAUCUGUGUUCUUACUAAAAUAAAAUGUUGGCCAUCAUCUCCAGCACCCAAAACCCUUAAAUCAAGCAAACCCUUCUCUUUAUUAAUUUAUUUUGAAAUAUUCUCAAUUUUCUAUGAACUAAAACUCCUGUUAUGGCCUAGGUUUCUACUCAACUUCCUCAUGGGGGUGUCACAGAGACCGAGUCUCUCCAUGCCCGUAAACCCUAAUAUAAUGCAACACUUCUCUUCCCUUUGAUCCCUCAGAAGAUUACAGUGAUCGAAAAAUCUGCGAUAAUGAUAACCUGAUCUUAUACUUAAUCAUGGAUCUCAGGGGCAUAAAGAAUGGAUGGCGGAGAUUCAGUUUCUCAGUGUGGUGGACCACCCGAAUCUAGUGAAGCUAGUGGGGUAUUGUGGUGAGAACACUGACAGGGGGAUACAAAGACUGCUAGUCUACGAGUUCAUGCCCAACAAGACCUUGGAGGACCACCUCUUUACAAAGGUUCAACCCCCUCUCUCUUGGCGGACAAGAUUGAGGGUGGCCUUGGGCGUGGCAGAAGGGCUGAGAUAUCUCCACGAAGGGUUGGAAAUCCAGGUUCUCCGUAAGAACCCUUUGGUUCUUUGCUUUAUGUCGUGCAUUUUUUAUCAAUUUAAGACUGCUAGUUGCUAUGUGAACCUUUUGAUGAACUUAGACUUGACAUAAUCUUCACUAUUGACUUUAAUUCUAGGUGCUGUCGUUGUUCCUUGGUUUGUGUAACAUAUGGCAUGUUUUUUGGGUAUCAUUUUGUGCAUUUGAGCUGCUAGUUCUUUGUUAAGGAUACGGCACUUAAACACUAUAGGGUCAACAUAUUUGGUACAAUGUCAACAGGUAAUAUGUAAGUAAACCUAUAUGACAUUGGUUUUAUGUGAAAGAUAUAAUGUCAUAUACUUAAUUACAUGAUUUAACCAGUCUCUUUCGAUGUAGUACUUACUAAUGAAUAUGGUGGUCUAAGUUGAGACUAAUCGACAAUGAAUGGAGUGGCAGUCAUAUACUUUAUCUCAUCAAUGCAAGAUAAUUUUAUAAAGUUUAGAGCUCUCAUGCCAAGUCAAUGGACUGGGUUACCCACCUCAAGAUCAUCCAUGACCGAGCUUGUCCCUUUUUAAUAUGAGAUUAUCUAAAUAACAUUUCCACAAAUAGGUGGAUGGCUGUAUCGAUAUAUUACUUAGUUCUAACUUACGCGUUCAUCAUAUAAAAUCACCAAAUGAUGGUUAUAAAAGCUCAGAACAUCCAUAGAUAACAUCAUCAUUCUCACCGAAUAUUUCAUCCACAAAGACCAUGGAAAACCCAUAGAUUGUGAGUUCAAUGAGCGACUUGUAGUAAUCCUCAUAAAGCUAUAAUGUCCUCACGUUGCUUCUAGUGAUUGAAUGAGUGCUGCGUUGAAGAUGUGAAGAUCAUAUCUUACGGUUUCCUAAAGCAUGAUAAUAAAUCUAAUUUUUUAUUAAUAUUUGCUGAAUGAGGAGCCUGCGUUUUGAGUAGGUGAUAUAUCGAGACUUUAAAGCAUCAAAUGUGCUUCUGGACGAGGACUUCGAGCCCAAACUGUCGGACUUCGGCUUGGCCAGGGAGGGACCUUCAGAUGGGCGUACCCAUGUUUCAACUGCAGUACGUGUGCCUAACUUCUCUGCACAACCUCUAAUCUGUGGUCUCGUAUGAUUUUCCAUAACAAACAGAAAAUCCCUAGUAUGAUCUAGCAGCAUGACUUCAGUAAUCUAGUAGGACGAUGAUCUAUAGUAACAAGAAUCAGUGAUCUACAGUACAAUUCUCUGCGGUAACCAAUAACUAUGAUCUAGUAGCUUGAUUCUGUACGGUGACAAAAAAAAGAAGUUAAUCGUAUGAUUCUCUACAACAACCGAAGUCUAUGAUCUAGUAGCAUGAUUCUCUACAAAAACGGAAAACCCGUAAUCCAGUUGUACACAAUUCUGAAAUCUAGUAGCAUGGUUUCACACACCAAAAAUAAUCUAAUCUUGUUACUGUAGGAUGCGCUACAACAACAGAGAUCUAGGAUCUAUCCCUACAAUAGCAAAAAUCUGUCUUCUCUUAUGAUUUUCCUUAAUCCACCAGAAUCAAGUAAUUACUAUGAUUCUCCAUGAUUGGCAAAGUCUAUGAUCUGAUAUGGUUCUGUAUAUUGUGGCAUUCGUUUCAGGUUGUGGGCACCUAUGGCUAUGCCGCCCCAGAAUACAUCAAGACCGGCCACCUCACAACCAAGAGCGAUGUGUGGAGCUUUGGGAUAGUCCUGUUCGAGAUACUCACAGGGAGACGCUGCUUAGACCUGGGUCGCCCAAGAUCCGAGCGUAAGCUUCUUGAUUGGGUAAAGGAGUUUCCGGUAGAGAGCGGGAGAUUUACCAUGAUCAUCGAUCCCAGGCUGCAGAAUCGAUACUCCAUCUCUGCCUCACGGUAUACUGCCAACCUUGCAAAUAGCUGCCUCUCUACAAAUCCAAAAGCCCGCCCCACCAUGAGCCAGGUGGUUGAGAGUCUGAGGCAUAUAAUCGGGUGA
Messenger RNA from Spirodela intermedia, 3837 nucleotides. Lineage: Eukaryota; Viridiplantae; Streptophyta; Magnoliopsida; Alismatales; Araceae. The record is from the annotation of a GenBank genome assembly.